AUGGAGGGCAUUACCAUGAAACAUGUAGCAGCAUUGUCCAUGGGUACCUUGAGUGUUUUCUUCAAAUAUAUCUAUCAGGCCUUUCCGAGUCGUAUGCAUGCGGUACAAUUGAUUAAUUGUCCAUCGUACAUAAAUAAAAUUUUGGGGUUCCUAAGACCAUUUAUGAGCAGGGAAUUAUAUGAUAUGGUUAAAUGUCACACCAACGGGCUGGAAGGUCUCUAUGAAAGUAUACCACGUGAAAUUUUACCAAAGGAAUAUGGUGGCAAUGCUGGAACCAUGGCUGAGUUGAGUUCCGAAUUUAGAAACAAAGUUUUGGAAAUGAAGGAACUUCUUAUGGAUCCGGAAUACUGGACUGUACAGAAAUCUUAG
Molecule: messenger RNA, 369 nt
Organism: Musca vetustissima
Lineage: Eukaryota; Metazoa; Arthropoda; Insecta; Diptera; Muscidae
Product: alpha-tocopherol transfer protein-like
Exons: 3
Coding region: 1-369 (122 amino acids)
Cellular component (GO): membrane
Molecular function (GO): phosphatidylinositol bisphosphate binding
Source: RefSeq, a predicted model, not a curated record